GGCUGGAGUCCGGAGAGCUGCGUCUGUCCAGCGGCCGACUGCCCAGCGAGGGCCGAGUGGAGGUUUACUACGAUGGAGAGUGGGGCACCGUGUGUGAUGAUGGUUGGGACCUCACUGAUGCUCACGUUGUCUGCCGCAGCCUCGGCUACCUCAAUGCCACGGAGGCUGUUGCCGGAGGCUUCUUCGGAUCAGGGUCAGGCCCAAUCCUGCUGGAUGAUGUGUCCUGUACUGGAACCGAGACGUCUCUUGCUGACUGCAAGACCAAAGGCUGGAAGAUCCACGACUGCCAACACUCAGAGGAUGCUGGCGUUCGAUGUGACCCCCGUGAGCAGCAGCC
Hypanus sabinus (Atlantic stingray) is the source of this 337-nucleotide messenger RNA. Its product is annotated as galectin-3-binding protein A-like. The annotation marks the transcript as partial. The transcript has 2 exons. Lineage: Eukaryota; Metazoa; Chordata; Chondrichthyes; Myliobatiformes; Dasyatidae. Gene Ontology annotation, cellular component: membrane. The record is from RefSeq and is a predicted model, not a curated record.